Adineta ricciae is the source of this 441-nucleotide messenger RNA. The record is from the annotation of a GenBank genome assembly. Lineage: Eukaryota; Metazoa; Rotifera; Eurotatoria; Adinetida; Adinetidae.
AUGGGUUCAAUGGUUUUACGCCUUUUAACGUUGGCUCUCGGCAUUGCAUUCAUCUUUUUUGGUCAACUUCAUAUAACUCCGCAAUUUUUUCGUGAACAACAUGAUCAUAUUAAAAACGAGUACGGAAAAUUCAAUAAAGAGUUUCCAUUCCAUCGACAAACGGGCUGGCGUCCGUAUGCGAAAAACUAUCGCUUAACUGUUGGUAUAACAGAAAUUGUCUGCGGUACUUGCUUGCUUCUUGGUAUUCUCAAAACACCGGCAACGAUUGUUUUGAUGAUGUUGAUGACCAAUGCUCUUAUUACUUUUCAAAAGUUGAAUUAUGGUCUUGAUUAUAUUGGUUCAGUUAUAUUCAUGUUGUUCCUUCUUGUCAUCCGGCUCGUUCUUGCAUCCAAAUCGAAAGUUCAAUCGGUUGCGAAAAAAGUGACGAAAAAGAUGGAAUAG